Molecule: messenger RNA, 723 nt
Organism: Trichomonas vaginalis G3
Lineage: Eukaryota; Parabasalia; Trichomonadida; Trichomonadidae
Product: glycine-rich protein family
Exons: 1
Coding region: 1-723 (240 amino acids)
Source: RefSeq, a predicted model, not a curated record
AUGAACGGCGGCUACGGCGGUGGAGGAAGUUCCUCCAAUUUCUGCGGCACUGAAAUCGAUACGUCUGGUAUUUAUUGUGGAACAGGUUCUGGCGGUGGCCAGACAGCUGUCAAAUUUUUAGAGAAUGACUUAUGGCAUCGUGUCUUAGUGAGCGGGGGAGGUGGUGGCUGUGAUAAUGCGCAGGGUGACUACGGAGGUAGUGAUGAUGGUUCUGGAGGUGCCGGGGGAAACUUCACUGCUCAAAGUUGGUUUGCAAAUGGAGUUCUCUCUGAAAAUUAUUUUGCCGAUUCCGAGAAAGGAUUCAGUUUCGGUGUUGGAGAAGCUGCGAGAUAUGGUGAUCCAUCAAAUAAUAAUGCUGUUCCAGAAGGAACAAUGGAAGAUAAUGCGGGUGGUGGAGGUGGUUGGUUUGGAGGCUUUUCUGGUCAAAUUGGAUCAUCUGGUGCGGGUGGUGGAAGCUCAUGGGCAUUAACUAAAGAUGCUAUAAUUCCUAAAAGUACAUUGACCACAUCUGAUGAAUUUUAUAAGAAUACAAUCUCUAGAUAUUAUGCAUUUGGCCUUUCAUCAGGUUAUUUAUUUGAAGAUGUUGUAAAUGUUGCUGGAAUCUGGAAUGGAAAUGGAAGGGUAGUGAUUUCUAUUAUUAAACAAAAUCAUAUAAGGAGUUGUUCUUGCAGAGUUGGCAUACAACCGCAUUUCUUAUAUUUAAUGUUUUUCGUAAGUAGUUGA